CGGCGGCGGCAGCGGCAUGGCUUCGUCGCAAGGGAAGAGCGAGCUGCGGCUCGCCGACUGGAUGGCAGCUCUGCCCGACAGCAUCCGCCGCGCCCCGCUCACCAACCUGGCCAUCCCAGGGUCUCAUGACUCCUUUAGCUUCUACAUCGAUGAAGCCUCUCCGGUUGGACCUGAACAGCCAGAAACUGUCCAGAAUUUUGUCUCUGUAUUUGGGACUGUGGCUAAAAAGCUGAUGAGGAAGUGGUUGGCUACACAGACAAUGAACUUCACUAGCCAGCUGGGGGCAGGUAUACGAUAUUUUGAUCUUAGAAUUUCCACCAAACCCAGAGACCCGGACAAUGAGCUCUACUUUGCUCAUGGUUUAUUCAGUGCCAAAGUCAAUGAGGGCCUGGAAGAGAUCAAUGCGUUUCUCACUGACCACCCCAAAGAAGUGGUCUUCUUGGACUUCAAUCAUUUCUAUGGGAUGCAGAAAUAUCAUCAUGAAAAGCUUGUCCAAAUGCUCAAAGACACAUACGGAAACAAAAUGUGUCCUGCUAUAUUUGCCCACGAAGUAAGCCUCCAGUACCUGUGGGAAAAGGAACACCAAGUGUUGGUGUUUUAUCACAGUCCAGUGGCUCUCGAGGUACCAUUUCUCUGGCCAGGUCAGAUGAUGCCAGCACCCUGGGCAAACACGACAGAUCCAGAAAAACUGAUUCAGUUUCUCCAGGCCUCAAUCACUGAAAGAAGAAAGAAGGGCUCCUUUUUUAUAUCUCAAGUAGUGCUGACGCCAAAGGCUAGUACAGUGGUGAAAGGGGUUGCUAGUGGUCUCAGAGAAACAAUCACAGAAAGAGCUCUUCCUGCAAUGAUGCAGUGGGUCCGAACUCAGAAACCAGGAGAAAGUGGUGUAAAUAUUAUCACUGCAGAUUUUGUAGAACUUGGUGACUUUAUCAGCACAGUCAUAAACCUCAACUAUGCCCUGGAUGAAGGUAAAGAGCAAAACUAAACAUGUUUACAGUGUUUGAUAAAAGAAGGCCACUUACAUGUUUUCCAUGAGGUACCAAAUGUGAUUCGUAUGUCUUCUGCGGUUAUGAACAGUGCCAAGAAAUCUGCUGCAUUCAGAGCAGUGAGAUGUAUACUGCCCUCUCUGCCCACAGCAGGAUUCCCAUAGGUGUGAGCAUUACACUGGGAGAUUAAGGACAGUAUAUGUGGCCCUAAAAUUUUGAGUUGCUACACUUCAUCUGUCAGAUGAUGUAACUGAUCGUAUUUAUCAAUGAGCAACAGGUUUAAAUACCUUUGUGAAAUAAAUAUAAAGUAAUGCCUCCAACAUACGCAUAAUCAGUGGAGAGUAAACAUGAUGUAUUAUGUAGCUUGCACAGAGCGCAGACUGAAUCCUGCUUGCUUUUCCUUCUCACAGUGGGGUUUUCCAAUGUCUCUGCCCUGUGUAAAGUCAGCAGUUAUGUACUGCUAGCCGAACUCUGUACUAAAUGCUGCCAUCGUGUAUUUUCCAUGGUUUUAGCAGGAUUGAAGUCAGGCCGGCUUGGAGCACCACUCUCUCUCAGGAUUAAUCUUGUAUGUCUGAUCCAAAGUCCAGUGAAUUUAAUAGGAAAUUUUCCUUUGUUUUGAAUGACUUGGGCUUCGGAUCAGUAUACUGUGUGCACUGUAGGGUGGGCAGGAUUAGGUCUCAUAGUGGAAAUGUGCAUUCUGCAGGAUUAAAACUACACUUCAAAAAAAAAAGUGCAGCCUAAGCUUCUCUUUAAGGCAGCUAUGAACACAAAACUUCUUUGCUGAUUACAAAGAAAAAAAUCAGUGCCAAUUUCAUCAGUGAAAAAUUGCUGUACUAAAGAGUGGAGUAUUUCAAUAUCUAGCUAAUAACAUUAAACUAUAGUCCUUACAUUGUUCCUGAGAAAUAAUAGAGCUUAACAAAAGGUUGGAAGUACACUGCAUGGCACUGUUCUGGUGGCAGAAUCUCUGAUCACCCUACUUUUAAUGAAACAUGUAAAACUCAAAUAUAUGGAAAAUGUAGUGAGUUGUAAAACGAGAGCAUUGCCACUGUAUGAUGCCCAACUGGAUACAAUGUGGUCAUAUGUCUUUGAUAUAUCAAUGUGUAUGCACACAACUUCUGAAAGCCAAACAUUUCAUUUAUGGGAAAUGAUAGAUUCCGUAAGGUCUUACAAGGAAAAUCCUCCCUGAAAUAUUGCAGGGCUUUAUAGGAUAAGACUAGGGUCAAGUUUCCAUUGAUACUGCUAGAACUCUUGCUUGAGUGAGAAGAGAGAAUGGCAUCUUAUGAUCCCUUGCUAUUUUCCGUCGGAUGAUAAGGACUACCAUCUCAAAGAUCAUCAGAUCACAGAAAAACAAAAAUGGUCUCAUCAAAGAGGUGGGUUUUUCUUUUUUGUUUUUGUGGCUUUUUUUAUUAGUUUAUGAAGAAGUGGAAUAAAAUGAACGCUUGCUGCUAUUUUGCACAGAGAGGGUGCCUUGGAAAAAGUGUGUGUGUGUAUGUAUGUGAGUAAACUAUAAAGACACAUUUAAAUGUAUGUAUGUGAUACAACGACAUCCAUGCACACUUGCUUAAUGGUAUUCUGGUUUCUAGACAAGAGUAUUGUAAAUUUGGUUAAAGAAAACAGCGCAGGUGUUACGAAGUUGUGAUGCCUCCUUCAGUAGCAGUUUUUUGUGUAGAGAUUAGGACCAUAAGAUUCAUCCUCAGUGAAAUCUGUGAUCCAAGUCAGUUAGGUUUUUUUACAGCAUUAAAAACUUGUCUCAAAGUGACCCCAAAAUUCACCAAGAGUCACACCCCAUCUUUGCAUUGAAAAAGGCCUAGGACUUGGGGUUUUCACCCACAAUUCAGCAAAAUGUGUGUGUGUUGGCGGGGAGGGGGCUGGAGGGAGAUGAUGCACUUUUUUUUCAGUUGCCACAUACUCUCCAAGCAAAAUUCAUGUAAUGGACACGCAAAAUGAAACAAGAGCGUAUAUUUUCUUUGUGCAAAUUGGAAACUUGUGUAUUUUGCACAGUUCCCGAAGCAGUACCUUUUCUUCUGUAUGGGGUGUCCCAUAUAGAGACAUGAAAAUGUUUGCUUAUUUAUUAGAGAUGUGACAUGAAAAGGUCUUUUCAUUCUUCUUCUUAGCUGGAUUUGUUUGCUUCCAGAUUUUCCUGUCAUUCUUCAGUUACUUAAAUGUAGUCAAAACAUUUAAGCUCCCUAUAAUAUGGCAAAAUAAUCUGAAUAUUACUGAAUAUGUGUGGGGAAAAAUGUUUUCCUUUUUUUGGAUUCUGAUUGAAAUUCUGCUGAAUCUGA
Messenger RNA from Dromaius novaehollandiae (emu), 3265 nucleotides. RefSeq names its product PI-PLC X domain-containing protein 3. The transcript has 4 exons. Bases 17 to 982 code for a protein of 321 amino acids. NCBI's taxonomy places the organism in Eukaryota, Metazoa, Chordata, Aves, Casuariiformes, Dromaiidae. The record is from RefSeq and is a predicted model, not a curated record. Gene Ontology annotation, biological process: lipid metabolic process. Gene Ontology annotation, molecular function: phosphoric diester hydrolase activity. Gene Ontology annotation, cellular component: synapse.